CGAAAUUACGAAAAUACCGUGUGGAAUGCGCAUUUGUGUCUGUUUGCGCGUACCGGAGUGACACGUGAGUGUGUGAGUGCAUGGGUUUGGGUACUUUUGGUUUUUCAAAUAAAGCACGAUGGUGAUCCAGCAGGAGGUACUUUCUAAAGCGGAGGAUAUUGCAGAUCAGGUGAUUCGCAAUGGGAAGUACAUAUUGCCAACGAUGGCACGGCUCUGUCUGAUAGCAACAUUCUUAGAAGAUGGAUUACGAAUGUGGUUUCAAUGGCAUGAACAAAAGCAGUAUAUGGACAUGUCCUGGGGUUGUGGAAUGUUCCUAGCCACAUUAUUCGUCCUCAUCAAUUUACUUGGUCAACUGGGAGGUUGUGUAAUGGUAAUUGGAAGAUUUAAAGUGAGCAUCGCCUGUGGUGUUCUCUUAUUCAUCGUCGUCCUUCAAACAUUCGCCUACAGCAUCCUCUGGGAUAUGCACUUCCUAUUCAGAAAUCUGGCUCUCAUUGGAGCUCUGGCUUUAGUCUUGGCAGAAGCUAGAAGUGACAGCCGAUCUCUCUUCGCGGGUGUUCCAAGUCUAGGUGAAAACAGACCCAAGAAUAUUCUGCAACUCGCUGGAAGGAUUCUCUUGGCUUUUAUGUUCAUAACUUUAAUUCGCUUCGAGGUCAGUUUCCUACAAAUCCUACUGGACAUUGUUGGAAGCAUCUUGAUGUUGUUAGUCUGUAUUGGCUACAAAACGAAGCUCAGUGCUUUACUUCUCGUUCUUCUUCUGUCGUCCCUCAACUUCUACCACAACGCUUGGUGGACAAUUCCUGACUACAAACCUCUCAGAGACUUCCUUAAGUACGACUUCUUCCAGACUCUGUCAGUGGUUGGGGGUUUGCUGAUGAUCGUUUCAUUAGGGCCAGGAGGUGUUUCCAUGGACGAACAUAAGAAGAAGUACUAGACAGUGAGAGCUGUCAUUCCAUCUUUCAUCGAAUCAUCUUCAACUUAAAUAAAUGAAGUCUCCAUUGUUUGAUUCAUACAUUCAACGCAGCAUAAGAAAUGUUUGCUGUGACAGAACUUAACAAAAAAGGUCUGGACAAAAUGUCGCGUAUGAGUAAAUAAGUUUAGAUUAUUUGAAUGACGAGAGAGGCGGUGAUACGCUGAUACGUAGUAUCUUUAAGGACUGCGUGAAAUUGAAUUACAUAUAUCAAGAAACAAGACUUUGUGAGAAACGACAAAAAUGCCUUAGAGAACAGCGUUUUAAGACAUUGUAUACAAAGUUACAAAGCGACAUACGAAGACUAAUUUAUACUACGAAUAAUCGCAUUGUACAUACAUAUGGCAGUACAUUUAUUGCAAAAUAUAUAUUUUUCGGUGUUUUUAAUUCCUUGUACGUUGUAGCCUGUUAUUUUUUUUGUAGGAUUUAAGUUCCAUGAUUUUUAAACGUCGUUUUCUACUAUAGAUUUGGAGCAAUUGUAUUCUUCCAUAUGCAGUAACUCAAGUUUUGUCACUGGUUACGUUUAGAUAUAUAAAAAAUCAAUUACUUGGAUCAAUCAAUAUUGCUGACGUGACUGUAAAUAAAUGUUCGAUUCCAAA
Messenger RNA from Belonocnema kinseyi, 1566 nucleotides. RefSeq names its product surfeit locus protein 4 homolog (gene Surf4). The transcript has 3 exons. Gene Ontology annotation, biological process: Golgi organization. Lineage: Eukaryota; Metazoa; Arthropoda; Insecta; Hymenoptera; Cynipidae. Gene Ontology annotation, cellular component: membrane; endoplasmic reticulum; endoplasmic reticulum-Golgi intermediate compartment. The record is from RefSeq and is a predicted model, not a curated record. The coding region runs from base 119 to 931 and encodes 270 amino acids.